Juglans regia (Persian walnut) is the source of this 723-nucleotide messenger RNA. RefSeq names its product leucine-rich repeat extensin-like protein 2. Bases 1 to 723 code for a protein of 240 amino acids. The transcript is spliced from 7 exons. The record is from RefSeq and is a predicted model, not a curated record. NCBI's taxonomy places the organism in Eukaryota, Viridiplantae, Streptophyta, Magnoliopsida, Fagales, Juglandaceae.
AUGGACAAAGAGGAAGAUAGAAGGCCACCCAGGCCUUCUACACCAGUUCCACCGACUCAGGUUUCUCUUUGUCCAGAAAAUGCUUACUACCCGCCAUUUAUGAUUCAUCCAAAUGCAUAUCCGAAUUCAUAUACAUACGCAUGGGGUAGCCAGCCCCCACCAAUGCCACAUUUUUCAUCAAUGUUCAUCUACCCACCGUCGACUAAUGCGGAGGAGUCAGGUCGUGUUAAACAAACGAACCAGCCCCCACCAAUGCCACAUUUUCCAACAAUGUUCAUCUACUCGCCGUCGACUAAUGCGGAUGACUCGGGUCGUGUUCAACAAACGAACCAACCCCCACCAAUGCCACAUUUUCCAACAAUGUUCAUCUACCCGCUGUCGACUAAUGCGGAGGAGUCGGGUCGUGUUCAACAAACGAACCAGCCCCCACCAACGCCACCUUUUCCAACAAGGGAUAUAUACCCGCCGUCGACUAAUGCGGAAGAGUCAGGUCGUGUUCAAAAAACGAACCAGCCCCCACCAACGCCACAUUUUCCAUCAACGUUCAUGUCGACUAAUGUGGAUUGUUCGGACCAUGUUCAACAAAUGUCAUGCACUCCGUCUAGUACUAGAGAGGACUCGACAAGCUUUGAAAAGACCGCAAGUAAUCCAGAGACUGCGGAGACAUUGGCAUUUAUAUCCGGAAGUGAAAAUAAUGUUGGAGGUACUUUAUUAGACGUAUAG